AUGCCGAAAACGAUGGCUUCCAAGAAGAUUCAAACUGUUCCCGUGACGAGAGGCGAAAGCGUGAGCGCCUCCUUCUCAAGAGGAGAUUCUGCAGGGGUCGUCACCCGGAGUAAGGCCAAGGCGAUAUCCGCAACUAAACAUGUCACUUCCAUACCGACUCAAGCCAAGGCGAAAUAUGUGAACUGA
This is a messenger RNA of Prunus armeniaca (apricot), 186 nucleotides long. The record is from the annotation of a GenBank genome assembly. NCBI's taxonomy places the organism in Eukaryota, Viridiplantae, Streptophyta, Magnoliopsida, Rosales, Rosaceae.